AUGUCGGCCUUCCGGCUGCUGGCUGCUGGCUCCUCUUCCGUGACGCGGCUCGGGGCCAAGGACGGGCAGCCUUUCCGCGCCGAGGCGCCCGCCGCAGCCACUGAAGACCUGCCGGGGAACGCGGUCCGAACGAGCAGCCUGGAGCAUGAAUGGCGGAAGACCGCUCCCUGCCGUAAUUGGCCGCCGGCGGCACCCAUAAAGGGCUCUGCAGGUCUGCCGCCGCCCCCGCCGUCGUCUGCCGCCCACCUGGCCAGGAGGCAGGCGAGUGCACCGCAACCUGCUGCCCGCGCGGGCUGCCCCUUUCCGACGUCUCCGCUAACUGCUCUCAUUGCGUCGCCACCGGGCAAGACGUCCCCACUGGAGACCACCGAGUCCUCCGACUCCGCCUCCCGGCACCUGCCCUGUGCGCUGCGGCUCGCUUUCCACGGCAGCUCCAGCUCCAGCCGCCGUGCAGGACCCCUACCUAGGCCGGCGGCCACUCUGCAUCUCGUGAGAAACCAUCAUGCAUCUAACCAGUUAAAGCCAAGCGCAGCGAUGGGUGGUAGUGCGUCCGACCUUGCACCGAGUGGGCUGAGCGGCCGUAAUGGCGGCUCGGCGGCAGCGGUCGGCGCGCGGCUGCUGCGGACAAACACGAAGAGCGCGGCCGAGCAGGCGGGGCCGUGUGUGGUGCCUGCCGGGGCCUGGUACGGCCGCUGCACAGCUCUGACCGCUGCAUCCGUCGUGGCGUCAGCAGCGGAGCGGCUGCCCGCGACAGCGAAACGGCAGGAGCGGCUCUCAGCUCCGCAGCCUUAG
Molecule: messenger RNA, 792 nt
Organism: Schistocerca piceifrons (Central American locust)
Lineage: Eukaryota; Metazoa; Arthropoda; Insecta; Orthoptera; Acrididae
Product: serine/arginine repetitive matrix protein 2-like
Exons: 5
Coding region: 1-792 (263 amino acids)
Source: RefSeq, a predicted model, not a curated record